Molecule: messenger RNA, 374 nt
Organism: Didymodactylos carnosus
Lineage: Eukaryota; Metazoa; Rotifera; Eurotatoria; Philodinida; Philodinidae
Source: the annotation of a GenBank genome assembly
UCAUCAAUCAAAACGAGUUGCUGAACAAAGUUAGUAAAUCGUUCUCCUCUUCCUUGUACCUUAUGAGACUCUCUUAUUAAGCUCGAUCGUCUUCAGUUACACGUGGAACUCAGUUACAGAUCCCUGAUGAGAACACACUCUAUCGAUUAGCCGCUCCCCGACUUGAUUUACCGAUAUCUCAGCGUUUACUGGAAAAAUUUAAAUUAUCAUAUAUUAAACGUUGCUACGAAGAUCAACUGAGACUGAAAUUGGAUGAUUUUACAAGUGAAAGUGAUGUUUAUAUGGCAUGCUUGAUUCUUCAAAAACAAAUCGAAGUAAUUGACGGAAAAAAAGAAAAUAUUAUUAUACCAUCAAAAAAAUUAAAAGAAAUGUCG